AUGGCACAAGAAUCGCAAGGCUCGUCGACUACGACUCAAGAAAAAGAACAUCGUCAUCAUCCUAGAGUCCUUGGUCAGAAGCUGGCCGAAACAGCCGUCCAAUUCUCUCAACAGGCCGAGAAACUCUCCCAUCAGGAUCCAACAGGUGGAUCCGGCGUUGCUGUUGAGGCGCAAUUCGUUACACCUCAUGAUCCGGUCAUUGUUACUUCAGAUGGCAAUCGACUUCCCGGUGUGCCCUUGCAAGAAGCGCACAAGCUGAAUGCGCUUCGCGAAGAACUUGAGGGCGAGCCCAAAAACGUUGAGAUCAAAGAGGGCAACGAGACUAAAGAGAAGAUAUCCAACAUCGAGGACGCGGAGCCCGAGCAAAAGAAAGUUGUUCAGAUACCGUCUGAACAUAAUGGCGCAUCGCUACAAAAAUCGGGCGGCGUCGACAGCACAUUGCGACGACAGACACCCCCGUCUCACACAAAUCCUCUCUUCCCUCCACUGCCGCUAUAUGGGCCUCCCAAUGUGUUGCGCAAUCUUCAAUGCCUGUUUUUCCGAAUCAGCGCAUUCUUUCUGAGUCUGGCGUUCCUUGGUGUCAUCGUCUUGGGCGCCUUGUUUACGACAAUACCUAUCGUGGCCAAUAACAUCUGGUACCGGGUAACAUUUCGCAAUCCUGAUGCUCGCAGGCCAUUCUAUGAAGAGGAGAAGCAGAGAGCUCAAGCGAGGUAUGAGAAAGAGAGGGCUUGGAAGCAAAAAUCGCCUAAUGGGCCAUCAUUGGACCAGGCCGAAACAGCUGAAGAGUUCCCGCCAACUGAAGGUGGACCGGACCCAAUCAUUUGCGACGUCGCAUACUAUGCGCGCAGAGUUGGUCUCGAUGUUGAGACAUUCGAAGUUCAGACUGAAGAUGGUUUCAUCAUUGACUUGUGGCACGUCUACGACCCCAAGGAGUACACUGAGAAGGAAGCGAGCUUGAGGUCCGACCAAGGCCCUGAAGUCUUUCAACGCCAAAGAAGAAAACUCAAAGACCCGUUGCAAAAGCCCAAGUUCCCCGUAUUGCUUAUGCACGGCUUGUUGCAAAGCUCGGGUGCCUACUGCUGUAACGACGACGAGUCCCUUGCUUUCUGGCUUUGCAAAUCUGGUUACGACGUGUGGCUCGGAAACAACCGUUGCGGGUUCACCCCCAAGCAUGCGCUGCUUGAGUACAAGGACCCAAGGAUGUGGUGUUGGAACAUUAGGCAGAUGGGCGUUUUCGAUCUGCCUGCCUUGACAUCUAGAGUCAUCACCGAGACGGGAUUCGAGAAGAUUGGGCUUAUCUGCCACUCUCAGGGAACGACUCAGACCUUUGUUGCGCUGGCCAAAGAACAACGGCCCGAACUAGGCGAGAAGCUGACAGUUUUCUGCGCUCUUGCUCCAGCAGCCUACGCUGGCCCUCUUAUUGGCAAGAUGUACUUCAAGUUCAUGCGCAUUAUUUCACCAGGUCUGUUCCGACUCAUGUUUGGCAUCCAUGCAUUCAUUCCUUUUAUGAUGCAGAUGCACGCGAUUUUGGAGCCACAUGUAUACGGCUGGCUUGGCUACAAGGUGUUCUCCUUCUUGUUUGACUGGACUGAUGAACGCUGGGAUCGAGGCCUUCGUGACCGCAUGUUCCAGUUCGCGCCGGUUUACGUCAGUGCUGAGUCGAUGCGAUGGUGGCUUGGCCGCGAGUGUUUUGCCAGGCACAAGUGUAUCUUGUCUACAAAAGAGGCUGUCAAGGCCGAAGAACACAUGGAUGCCACGACAGAUGGACGACCCAUGACACCUAGGACAUCAUCAGCACUCGAAUCCCAUCGAAAACAACCCAAGGGCUCUACCGCAUGGUACAACGAACAAGCACCACCUAUGGCUCUGUGGGUGGCUGGUAACGACGAUCUCGUUGAUGGAAAAAAGUUACUUCGACGAUUUGAAAAAGGCCGCGAACCACAUGUUGAUCUGGUUCACAGCAAGGUUAUACCCGAGUACGAACACCUUGAUGUCAUCUGGGCCAUGGAUGCAGUCGACCAAGUGUUUAAAGAAGUUCGAGAGGUGUUAUGGAAGACGUGUAAUGCACGCGACAUUUGUCGAGUCCCUAAGGGCUGUGAGAAUGUACAAGCACGAAAACCCAGUGAAAGUGUUAAAGAGGAGGUACUAGAUGAGUCUCAAUCCAGCAGCAGCAGUGAGCGAUAA
This is a messenger RNA of Fusarium pseudograminearum CS3096, 2184 nucleotides long. RefSeq lists its product as uncharacterized. The coding region runs from base 1 to 2184 and encodes 727 amino acids. The transcript has a single exon. The record is from RefSeq and is a predicted model, not a curated record. Gene Ontology annotation, biological process: lipid metabolic process. Lineage: Eukaryota; Fungi; Ascomycota; Sordariomycetes; Hypocreales; Nectriaceae.